UGAGCUCAAGGACCUGAGGUAAUGCAGGACAGUUUUGGGAAAAGGUAUAGUAGACCGACCUCAAGCAGCGGGACUAGCUAUAAAUCCACAGUCUUUCCAAUCGCAACCACACACUCAAGUCAUCCUAGCCACCAUGAAGACAAUCAUGAAGACUGCUCUGCUCGCCUGUCUGCUUCUCGCAGCGCUUCAGUUUGGUCAGGCGAGCCCUGCACCUGCCCCGGCGGAGACUAAGCCUACCACCAGUUUAAGUGAGAUGCACUUGAGUAUGCUUAGACGUUUAAAAAGACUCUUUGCAGUGCAUCUGGAUCGGCGUCUCAACUGCGGUCGAGAAAACGUGGCCAUCCGGUGAGCGCGCGUCAGCCUUGCAGCUCGAUGUGCGGCGUCUGCCGCACGAGCGGCAUCUUCCAGGAAAGCAACGAAGACACGCCAGUUCAGCAUCUGUUACGUCCCCUUCCUCCCCCGCGGUGCGGUGACACAUCACAAGGCGCGGGCCUGGCUGCGGCAGCCACUGACGACGACAAGAAGGCGAGACGUCCUCUGCUAAUGAGAAAAAUCUUCGACAAGGUUGCGGAAACUUCCCAUAAAGCAGUCCCUACAUGAUUCCCGAAAUACUUGAUUCCCAGCGAUUCCCAUCCGCUUAUAUUCGUUCCUUAGGUUUUCUAGUGGUAGAUAACCCUUAUUUCGACUAAUUUGUAUCAGUUCUAGUUUCCCGCUUAGGUAAAGCGAUUUCUGUUGAUUUCGAUCAAUUGUCAUCAUGUGAUUCCCAGGCAGGUGUACACAUAAUUCCCAGAGAUAUUGCCCCCUCGGUUGCAGGUAAAAUCGCCACGCACACAAUGCCAAAAAACCACAAUACAAUAGAAAAGAGUCAAUUCGAAGGGAAUUCAGACGCGGGGAAAAGUUAAACCAUUUACUUUUUACUCGAAAUCGGCGAGUGCAACGACAAUGUUCUCCGCUUAAAUUGGUGCUUCUGGUUGAAACUAACGCAGGAAUUGGCAUAAAUAAAUUUUCGAGUUACUAUUCUGAACAUGUGCGGACUAAUUCAUCCAGGCGUCUUAUUUCAGACCGACGACGCCAAAACUAUUUCGCAAGUGGUAAUAAAAAAGUCGCACAUCGCACAUAACUGGAAAGUAAACGAGUUGAAGAGGAUUCAGCGCGCUCGCCAGUUGCACACUCAUGAGCGCACUGCAAAGACGCACGCAAUUAUUUGGUAGCGCUCAGCUCCAGCAGGCCUCCAGCGGGCUCUCCACUGGAGUCUCCACGCAGCGCGAACAGCGCGUCACCAUCGAAAACAAUUCCCCGUCUGUUUAUGCAAAUGUGACAGCGGGGCUCCAGGCUGCUACCCCCGGUCGCGCAACAGCCGCGACUACGCCCACCAAUAGGCCCCUCGGAUCCGAGCGGAUAAGUACUUGGGGAGUAAGACGUCUUAGUGCGAUGCGCAGUACACUACGAAGCACGCAAUCCCCCAAAAAGUGCAUGGAAUAAGAUAUUACGAUCCUAAAACGAUACUGACUCACUUUACUCGACGCUGU
Molecule: messenger RNA, 1529 nt
Organism: Frankliniella occidentalis (western flower thrips)
Lineage: Eukaryota; Metazoa; Arthropoda; Insecta; Thysanoptera; Thripidae
Exons: 3
Coding region: 134-349 (71 amino acids)
Source: RefSeq, a predicted model, not a curated record